This is a messenger RNA of Anthonomus grandis grandis, 1446 nucleotides long. RefSeq lists its product as uncharacterized. The transcript is spliced from 4 exons. The record is from RefSeq and is a predicted model, not a curated record. The coding region runs from base 1 to 1446 and encodes 481 amino acids. Gene Ontology annotation, molecular function: nucleic acid binding. Lineage: Eukaryota; Metazoa; Arthropoda; Insecta; Coleoptera; Curculionidae.
AUGCUUCAAUUAACUUUACUUAACGAACACUGGGGCAUAGCACCACUAAGAAACAACGAACCAUCUAAGAGAGAGAAGAGGUCUCUAGACUUUAUAGGCUCAGGAUUAUCAUGGUGUUGCGGAGUGGCAACAUUGCAAAAACUAAAUAUGGUCGAAAACUCAGAUGACGAGAUCAGGAAAAGGCUAGUUCAAGACUAUGAGAAAUUAGUCGCAGCAACGUUCUCGGACACGGAGCUAAGGAUAAAGAGCAUAGAGAGGUUCACUAAACAACUGGAAAAUAAGGUGGCAAACACGACAAACGAACAGGAAUUACUAAUAAUGACAAACCUCUAUAACGGAUAUCUAAACCUAAAAAGGAUGGUAUUACUAGUAAGGACUCUCAGGAGACAAGCUAUCGUAAAUUCAUGUAGACACCAUAAAAUACCGGCGGAAAUUGUCAACCCGCAAGUCCUAAAAAGGGAUCUGGAGGAUUUCGAGUCAAAAAUCGCAAAUUCAGAACAAGGACUGGCCAUCCCUACAUCUGAACUAGCAGCAUACUUCGAAAUGCCCAUAUGUGACUGUUCCUUUACAAAAUCAAGUAUAUAUGUUCACAUAAAAAUUCCAAUAAUUAAGAAAAACAGAAAUUGGCAACUUCUAGAGUUAAUAACCACACCCUUUGCUUGGUAUAACCAGACCUGUAUUAUACGCCACCAACCGCUAUACAUUGCAGUGUCCAAAAACGGAAAUAACGAGGGCGACUUAAGACAAAUAUCGGGGACAGGCCUACAUGAAUGUAAGCCAUACCAAAAUAAAUUAUGCUAUUUACCCAGAUUCUCAGCAGACAUCCUACAAGAGCCUGAAUGUGCGAAAAUCCUAUAUCAAGGGGCAACAGUAAAAGAAUUAAGCCAGUACUGCCCAAUGGACUGCCACUCAGCAACAUCGAUGACAAUAUCCGAAAUUAAAGACGAAACUUAUGUUAUUACCCAUCCGAAACAGGACAUGACCAUCUCUUGUGAUAAAAGACGCUAUGGGCAACGCGUUACGGUCAAUGGAGAUCGGUAUCGCGCCAUGAUUAAUGAUUUCCUGUGGCCUCAACUGGACGAUAUGGAUCUAACAGACAUCUGGUUCCAGCAGGAUGGCGCUACGUGCCACACCGCACGCGCAACGCUAGAUUUACUGCAUGAAAAGUUCAACGGUUUCAUUAUUUCGCGCGGCGGCGAUGUGCACUGGCCACCAAGAUCGUGCGAUAAAACGCCUUUAGACUUUUUCCUGUGGGGCUACGUGAAGUCUCAAGUGUAUGCGGAUAAGCCAGAAACAAUUGCAGCAUUAAGGGCCAACAUCAUUCGCGUCCUCGGACAGGUAGACGCUGAAAUGUGCGGAAAAGUGCUCAAAAAUUGGACCAUGCGAAUGCACGCUGUACAGCGCAGUCGCGGUGGCCAUUUAAACGAUAUAAUCUUCCAUACAUAA